AUGGGUGGCGGUGGGGAUGGUGGAGGUGGUGGGGAUGGAGUUGGUGGAGAUGGAACUGGUGGGGGUGGGGGUGAUGGAGGUGGUGAGGAUGGAGGUGGUGGAGAUGGAACUGGUGGCGGUGGGGGUGAUGGAGGUGGCGGGGAUGGAAUGGGUGGCGGUGGGGAUGGUGGAGGUGGUGGGGAUGGAGUUGGUGGAGAUGGAACUGGUGGGGGUGGGGGUGAUGGAGGUGGUGAGGAUGGAGGUGGUGGAGAUGGAACUGGUGGCGGUGGGGGUGAUGGAGGUGGCGGGGAUGGAAUGGGUGGCGGUGGGGAUGGUGGAGGUGGUGGGGAUGGAGUUGGUGGAGAUGGAACUGGUGGGGGUGGGGGUGAUGGAGGUGGUGAGGAUGGAGGUGGUGGAGAUGGAACUGGUGGCGGUGGGGGUGAUGGAGGUGGCGGGGAUGGAAUGGGUGGCGGUGGGGAUGGUGGAGGUGGUGGGGAUGGAGUUGGUGGAGAUGGAACUGGUGGGGGUGGGGGUGAUGGAGGUGGUGAGGAUGGAGGUGGUGGAGAUGGAACUGGUGGCGGUGGGGGUGAUGGAGGUGGCGGGGAUGGAAUGGGUGGCGGUGGGGAUGGUGGAGGUGGUGGGGAUGGAGUUGGUGGAGAUGGAACUGGUGGGGGUGGGGGUGAUGGAGGUGGUGAGGAUGGAGGUGGUGGAGAUGGAACUGGUGGCGGUGGGGGUGAUGGAGGUGGCGGGGAUAGAACAGGUGGUGGUGGAGAUGAUGGAGGUGGGGGUGAUGGAGGGGGCGGGGAUAUAAUAGGUGGCGGUGGGGAUGAUGGAGGUGGGGGUGAUGGAGGUGGGGGGGAUGGAUUUGGAGGUGGGGGUGAUGGGACAGGUGGCGGUGGGGAUGAUGGUGGUGGGAGUGAUGGAGGUGGUGGCGAUGGAACAGGUGGCGGUUGGGAUGACAGAG
This is a messenger RNA of Papaver somniferum (opium poppy), 943 nucleotides long. RefSeq names its product glycine-rich cell wall structural protein 1-like. The annotation marks the transcript as partial. Lineage: Eukaryota; Viridiplantae; Streptophyta; Magnoliopsida; Ranunculales; Papaveraceae. The record is from RefSeq and is a predicted model, not a curated record. The transcript has a single exon.